AUUUCUCUUUGACGCUCGUCCCGACGCAGACGUCCGCCGGUGUACAUUUCGAAGCGCUUUUCGCGGGGAAAUUCGAGAUAUCGAAACGAUAUAGUUUUUACUGGAUUUAUUAACGUUCAUAAUAUGAGAUUAUUAACAUAAAUUGACACUACAGUGAUGUGAUUUAGUUAAGCUGGAAAUAUGAACACACUGUGGGUUUUAGAAGUGAUUUUUAUAUCUAUUUUAUUUGGAGAAGUUUUGUGCCUAAAAAACGUCCUGUUGACAAUCAAUCCUCGAGUGGUGCAACGGGGAUCAAGUUCUACGCUACACUGUUCUUAUCAUCUCCAAGACGAAGCGUUAUAUUCAGUAAAAUGGUAUAGAGGGCGUUACGAAUUCUACCGCUUCACGCCUAGCGAAGAACCCAACAGCAAAAAAAUUUUUAGUUUCAAAGGAAUAAAUGUAGAUAAAAGCGCAUCGACUUCACAACAAGUUGUUCUUCGUGAUAUCGAUUUCAAUUUAUCUGGAAACUUCACGUGUGAAGUAACAACAGAUGCUUCACAUCCAACAACUGGAUUCGAUACGAAAGCUAUGUUAGUAGUUCAAAUACCCGAGUUUUCUCCAACAAUUAGCGUGUCUGGUGAACCGUUAGACUACGGGGAUAUAUUAAGGGCUAAUUGUUCCUGUUCACCCUCACGUCCAAAAACAGAAUUGACAUUUCUACUUAAUAAUCAAACGGUAGCUAAGAGCGAACCUUUACAACCCCACCAAUACCACGAAUCUGCGUGGAGCGAUCUCCAUUUAGAAAUCCAAUUGGAGGAACAACAUUUCGACGAUGGUAGAUUGAUACUCCGGUGCGUCGCCGUCAUCGAAAGUGUUUAUCACGAAGAGGCUGUGCUCAAAUUAGGAAGUGUACGUGAUCCCGUCCCAGAAAGAGUUAGUGCGUACAAUAAAGCGACCACAACUUCACAUCUUCUCAAAUUACAUACAGUGGUGAUUGUCAAUAUUUUAUUAUUAGCUUUAAGUUAAAAUGAUUCAAUAAAAAUGUCGAGGUGAUUCUUUAACUGUGUUUUCUAAUAUAGAUCUGAAAGGUAUUCACUUCAUCUGUGCGUAGAAAUCCAUUUUGAAAAACCGCGCAUCUUCCAAUACAUUAAAAUUAUAUCUAGAUCGAGUCCUAAAAGACUAAAUAAAUUUGUGUUUAUUAUCAACAACGUCAGGGAAAAUUGUUUGGAAAGUGAAGUAAAUCAGAAAAUUUGUCUAAGCAUAUUUUCCAUGCAAACAUGUCUCUACAUCCUUUAGAAACAAUAGUAGACUUCCAGCCACCAUGUCUCUUUAAAUUUGUUAUAUUUCCACCAUUAUCAGCAAAUAAAGUCUUUGAAAUUCGCAGCUGGCAAUGACCUGUGUAAUUUUUAGGAUUCGGAAUCUUUAAAAAUUCUGCAAUUGUUCCUCCUCUUGGCUUUAUAUUAUUACUCCAACUCUUUUGUAGUCGACGUUGUUUUUUACGCUGUGAUAAGCAUUCGUUGAAGUUAUCACAUAAUAGUGUGAUAUUUUCCUUUUUUUCUCGCUCUAAUAGUGUUUUUUCCGAGACUUUCUAAGAAUUUUCAUCUCUGUGAAGUCCAAGAGUUAUUUCUUUUUUGACGUUUCUUGUCUUGUUUCUGAUGUUUAGGUCAUUAAAAAUCUGAUUGUAUUUUUGUGAAAAUAUAUAUAUUUAGUAAUCUUUGAUUUCUCUGUCAUCCAUUCAUCCAUUCCGUAACUUUUGCCUAACCGUUUUUUAUGAUUUCAUCCAUUAUUAUGUUGAAUAAAAUGGAACUAAAACGCUACGAUCGCGUUCUGGGUAUGCGGAAUGGAUAUCGUUUACCUUCAUCGAAGAUUCCUUCAGAUGGAAGCAUUUGGCUUGAGACAUAACAUACAAAUUUGUAUCACCAAUCAAUACGACUGGGAUUAUCCAAGACGUCAUCUCCAUUCUAUAGGCGUUGCGGAUCCAAAUCGUCGUUGUUGUUUGGAAGAGGAAGAAGCUUUAGUAAGCAUUACUGUUUACCUAAUGGUAUAAGAAAAGUUAAACUAUGGUGGUAGGUUCAUGAGCCACUAAAUAGUUUGAAGUUGAACUUUUGCAAUGUUGUCAUUUCUCUAGUUUUGAUUUAAAUGCUACAAUUUUCCUUAUUUCUGAAUUUUUAUGAUAAAGUUAUUACAUUUUCAUGACAACGGAAAAUAUAAUUUAGAAUAUAAAUGAGACCGACAGGGAAAUAUAUCAUUAUACAACUUUCUUUAGAGCGUUAUAAAAUUUCAUUGUUGAAUAAUGUCUAACAGUUUCGUAGUUUGUUUUUUCUAGCAAAAAACUUCAUUAAUUAAAAAUAUCUUGAGGAAAAUGCUGAAUAUUCAUAUAUAUGUUGGUAGAAGUGAAUAUUUUACACAUCUAAUAUAAAUUUUAGUUUUUAAUAUUGAAGAGUUUGUUAUAAAUAUGUUAUGAACCAAAACAAAUUAUUGUUUGUUUCCGAAAAUAAAUUUUUACAAAUUAC
Molecule: messenger RNA, 2492 nt
Organism: Diorhabda carinulata
Lineage: Eukaryota; Metazoa; Arthropoda; Insecta; Coleoptera; Chrysomelidae
Exons: 6
Coding region: 181-1005 (274 amino acids)
Source: RefSeq, a predicted model, not a curated record